Oryzias melastigma (Indian medaka) is the source of this 512-nucleotide messenger RNA. Its product is annotated as structural maintenance of chromosomes protein 6. Gene Ontology annotation, molecular function: damaged DNA binding; single-stranded DNA binding. Gene Ontology annotation, cellular component: Smc5-Smc6 complex; nucleus; site of double-strand break. The record is from RefSeq and is a predicted model, not a curated record. Lineage: Eukaryota; Metazoa; Chordata; Actinopteri; Beloniformes; Adrianichthyidae. Gene Ontology annotation, biological process: double-strand break repair via homologous recombination.
GGAGUACGCCGAGGCGCUCGCCCUCUUCAGAGAGAAGAGCAGCCAGGUGCGAGACCUGCGUCGCUUCAUCGACCGGCUCACCAGCAUCAUGUCGGACCGGCAGAACCGAUAUAAAAUCCUGCGCAGGUCGCUGUCGGUCAGGUGUAAGCUGUACUUCAACAACUUCCUGAUCAAGAUGAACUGCUGCGGCGCCAUGAACUUCGACCACAACAAUGAGACGCUCGCCAUCUCGGUCAAGACGCCCGGCCGGGGGCGGGACGGCGUGAGCGACCUGAGGCUGCUGUCCGGAGGCGAGCGCUCCUUCUCCACCGUCUGCUUCAUGCUGUCGCUGUGGGAGAUCACCGAGUCGCCCUUCAGGUGUCUGGAUGAGUUUGACGUCUACAUGGACAUGCACAACCGGAGGAUCUGUCUGGAUCUCCUGCUGGAGCUGUCGGAGCGCCAGCACCUGCGACAGUUCGUCUUCAUCACUCCUCUGAACACCAGGUGAUCGCCCCACCCCGCCCGCCUCACCC